Cyprinodon variegatus (sheepshead minnow) is the source of this 1611-nucleotide messenger RNA. RefSeq names its product spastic paraplegia 21 (autosomal recessive, Mast syndrome) (gene spg21). The transcript is spliced from 7 exons. The coding region runs from base 209 to 1081 and encodes 290 amino acids. Gene Ontology annotation, molecular function: CD4 receptor binding. Lineage: Eukaryota; Metazoa; Chordata; Actinopteri; Cyprinodontiformes; Cyprinodontidae. The record is from RefSeq and is a predicted model, not a curated record. Gene Ontology annotation, cellular component: trans-Golgi network transport vesicle; cytosol.
UAAGACCCGCAGAAAAUCAAGGAAACGGCACCGCGACAUGGAUGAACACCCACGGACACUGUGAAUCACCCACUCCACGCGCGACAGGAAGCGGCCUGAAGCGGCGGCGGGACGCGGUGAAUUAGCAGCUAGCAGCGGGGGUCUGGCUGCCCGGGAGGAGCCGCUUCUGGUCGGUGUGUCUGCGGCGGUGGAGCCGCUCCGCCCGCAGAUGGAGGAGAUCAGAGGCUCUCCGGACUACAGCUGGUUCCGGAGCACCGUUCCUCUGAAGAGGAUCAUUGUUGACGACGAUGACAGCAAGGUGUGGUCCCUGUACGACGCCGGCCCAAAGAGCAUCCGCUGUCCCAUCAUCUUCCUCCCCCCCGUCAGUGGCACAGCCGAGGUGUUCUUCCAGCAGGUUCUGGCGCUGACCGGCUGGGGUUACAGAGUCAUCUCGCUGCAGUAUCCUGUGUACUGGGACCUCAUGGAGUUCUGUGAUGGCUUCCGGAAGCUUCUGGAUCACCUCCAACUGGACAAGGUCCACCUGUUCGGAGCGUCUUUGGGAGGAUUCCUGGCUCAGAAGUUUGCAGAAUUCACCCACAAGUCUCCCAGAGUCCACUCUCUGAUCCUGUGUAACUCGUUCAGUGACACCUCCAUAUUCAACCAGACAUGGACAGCAAACAGUUUCUGGCUCAUGCCAGCGUUCCUACUGAAGAAGAUUGUCCUGGGAAACUUUGCUAAAGGACCCGUCGACCCUAAGAUGGCGGAUGCAAUCGAUUUCAUGGUCGACCGGCUGGAGACUCUGAACCAAAGCGAGCUAGCUUCCAGGCUAACGCUAAACUGUCAGAACUCGUAUGUCGAGCCUCACAAAAUAAAAGAUGUUGCUGUGACCAUCAUAGAUGUGUUUGACCAGAGCGCCCUCUCCCUGGAGGCCAAAGAAGAGAUGUAUAAACUGUAUCCCAACGCUAGAAGAGCGCAUCUGAAGACCGGAGGCAAUUUCCCGUAUCUGUGCCGCAGCGCUGAGGUCAACCUCUACAUUCAGGUUGAUUCUUUUCCUUCAACAUUUCCAUCAUCAUGCAGGUUUAACAAUAAAGAUCUUUUAUAGUGAGGAAACUUGCUUUUAAUUGUACCGUAUUUUCUGGAGUAUAAGUUGCAACUUUUUUCAUAGUUUGGCUGAGGUGCAACUUAUACUCUGGAGCGACUUAUGUGUGAAAUUAUUAACACAAUAUUGUUAAUUUCACACUAAACCACAAGAGGGCACUCUAGGCCAGUGUUGAUAAUUUCAACAUUGGGUUUAAUGUAUAAAAACAACUGAGAAGGGCUUUACAAAAAUGGCACCGAAAAGAACAUUUAUUCUGUAAUUAUAAAAGUAUAAAAAUAUGCAUCCAAAAACAGUAAUCAUGCAGCAGAAAUAAAGUUUGGAGUUUGUGGAGUUUAAAAGUGACACAGAGGAUGAAGAUUUCAUCAGAUUUAGAAAGUUGGAGUGAUACGGAUGGUUUGGUGAACUUAUUUAUGCUAUAGUUAUCUGAAUAACUAUUAAUAUGUUAACAUACGAGGCACAUUCGCAGUUUGCUUUUUAUGUGGCGUGUAAUGUUAGCAUACUGUACAAUUAUUUAGCCCAGGGGCGUCAAAGUG